ACUGUCAGACUGAACAAUAUGUGCAUUUAUACAUCGACCCACAAAAACUAACCUUUAAUUUCGUAAAUCUCAUUUUAAAUAGAAUUCGUGUCACAAUAAGGCACCUGAAAGAAAAUCGGUGUUUGGGAGAAAACUGAAAAUCCACCGACUAACAAAAAUGUCCAACAAAGAUGCAUUCAAUAAGUGGUUAAAUAACAAAUUGAAGAGUUUAAACACCGACGAAAAUGUUUUUGGAUCAUACAUACUGGGAAUACUUGAAGGUGAUGAAACAACGGAUGAAAAAUGUGAGGCUCUCGAAGGAAUUCUAUCUGCAAUAAUCGAAACUGACCUUGAAAAUGUGAUAAAAGAGAUAACCGAUGAAUGGGAAAAGUGUGAACCAAAAAGCGAUACGCCCGCAGCGGAAAGCGAAGAUGUUGACGCUAAAUUGGCACGAUUAUUAGAGACACAGCAUCUAGCGACAACGGUUCAACGCCAAUACACCGAAGAGGAGUUAAAAAUUCGCGAACAAAUCCUAUCGCAAUACAGUCAGGUCGAGUACGAUGAUGGCUACGAUGAAGAAGUCGAAGAAGCGGCUGGCACCAGUUCAACACAUGAUAACAAUGAUCCGCUUUUGAUUAAAAAUACAAAUGCCGCUGAUGUUCAACAAUUGGCCAAAGAACGACGUGAACAGGCCAAAAAUGAUAGUAAAGCCAAAAAAGAAAAAGACAAACUUGAUCGCGAAAAACAAAAACAAUUGCGCGAAGAGAAAAAAGAAAAGCGAAAAACUGUGAAGGGCGAACGGCGACGGUAGCGUGAUUUUUUUCUCGUUUUUUUUUACUUUGGCAUUAAACUCGAAUCAAAAUAUAAUUUUUCACCCCUUUUACGCGGUAUUUCACUCAUUAAUGUGUGAUAGACAGAAAGGACACGAAAAAAAAGGAACAGUGACUUGUGAUUUUUACAAAGCAAUUUCUGAGUAACUUUAUAACACAACGUCAUUCAUUUACUCAUAUAAAAAAAAAAUCAAUCAACAACAGCAGCAUUUUGAAUUUAGUCGCAAUUUGAGUAGAAACAGAGAUAACAUUAAGCUUAUUUUAACACAUUUACAAUUAAAAAAAAAAAAUGUUUGAUUUGCCAACUGAACCGGAUGAAAUUGAAUAAAAAAAUAAUAAUAUUGUGAACCAGAUUUUGAAGUUAA
Molecule: messenger RNA, 1174 nt
Organism: Contarinia nasturtii (swede midge)
Lineage: Eukaryota; Metazoa; Arthropoda; Insecta; Diptera; Cecidomyiidae
Product: coiled-coil domain-containing protein 43
Exons: 2
Coding region: 158-790 (210 amino acids)
Source: RefSeq, a predicted model, not a curated record